Messenger RNA from Yarrowia lipolytica CLIB122, 561 nucleotides. RefSeq lists its product as uncharacterized. Gene Ontology annotation, molecular function: GTP binding; GTPase activity; GDP binding. NCBI's taxonomy places the organism in Eukaryota, Fungi, Ascomycota, Dipodascomycetes, Dipodascales. The record is from RefSeq and is a predicted model, not a curated record. Gene Ontology annotation, cellular component: plasma membrane. Gene Ontology annotation, biological process: small GTPase-mediated signal transduction.
AUGGCAGCACAGCGAGCGCGAAAAAUCGCCGUGGUAGGCUCCCGAGCCGUCGGCAAGUCAUCCAUGACCGUGCAGUUCGUCGAGCAGCAUUUCGUGGAGUCGUACUACCCCACAAUCGAAAACCAGUUCUCCAAGACCAUUGUGUACAAGGGCAUUGAGUAUAACACGGAGAUCAUCGACACAGCAGGCCAGGAUGAGUUUAGUAUCAUGAACCAGAAGCAUCUCCUGGGUGUCCAUGGAUACCUACUGGUGUACUCGGUCACUUCACGAUCCACCUUUGACGUGCUGCCCAUCAUCCACGACAAGAUUCUCAACGCUACAGGCUCGUCGUCAAUCCCGCUGGUCAUUGUAGGCAACAAGUCAGAUCUAGACUCCCAGCGACAAGUGUCUGUUGAGGAGGCAAAGGAACUGGCUGCAUCUUGGGGAGGAGCCUUUGUCGAGACUUCCGCCCGUGACGGCACCAAUGUCGCCAAGGCAUUCGAGCUCUUGGUAGAGGAGAUUGAGAAGACCCAGAACAAGACUGACCCUGCUGCGCAGAACAAGAAUUGUAUCGUCAUGUAA